Messenger RNA from Linum tenue, 5296 nucleotides. The record is from the annotation of a GenBank genome assembly. Lineage: Eukaryota; Viridiplantae; Streptophyta; Magnoliopsida; Malpighiales; Linaceae.
GAAAACCUUUCGACUUCCUUUUCCGGUUUCCGUCUCGCCGCAGUCGUUUCCACUUCCCAACACUCUUUACCUUCAGCUGAAUAUCGUUUACUUCCCGUCGGAAGAAUAUGUAACCUCUAGAUCGGAGAAGUCGACCUGUAAUCGUCGCCAUGGAAGCAGAAUCUCCGGAGUUGGUACUCACAAUCUCAGAGUUGGUUAGCCGUGGCCGAGCCUUCACCGCCGCGUCGUCUCUAGGGUCCUCUCCCGCCGGCGCUUCGGUCAGUCAUUCGUCUUUGGUAGGUAAAUUGGAUGACGAAAAUCCACGUCCUAAGCCGCCGCCGCCGCCGCCGCCGAGGAAGCCAUUCCUGAAUCCAACCGGUACAAACCCUAGCCCUAGAGUCCUUGAACCUCUGAACCGUGCCGCGAUUUUGAUAGGGACCAUAACUCUUCCUCCCGAGAGUUUACAUUGUCCGCACAGGAGUUGCUUUCAGUUCUCUGAUGAUUCCUCUGCUAGCGUUUGCUGUGACGUUCUUGACUUUCGGGUACAGUUAGUCGGAAGGAGAAUUCGCGUCCUCGCUUGGAAUUUUCUCCCUCUUAGGCAUGGAAACGGUGGAUUUUUGGAGAUUGUCAGGUGGGAUUUCCUGGAAUCCGGCUGUGUCCUCUCCCGAUGUACAAAUGUAGAUCCGAUUCCGCUUAUUUCUUCUUUGCCUUCUGCUCCUCCCCCUCCUCCUCCCCCUCAAGAAGGGAAAUCGAAGGCUUGUUAUAGUAUCCAUGGCCCAGUAGACUCAGUAAGCCCUGUUUCUGAUGUUCCUUGCUCAACCGGGACACUGAAGGCGCAGAAGCUCCGUGGCUUUAUCGCUCGGAUUAUGGUUUGUCUGUGUCAGUUAUGUAGUUGUAAAGAAGUCACUAAGGUUCUGCAAAAUGUAGCUAAGAAAGAAGAUCAUCGCUUUACAGAAGCCAAGUUUGUAUAUUUUGUUGGUGCUUCUUCUUGUUGGCAACCGGUGAUCAUGAAGCUUGUAGGGAGUGUUAUCAUGUUAUCAGGGCUGAAGAAGAAGUUGGUUUUCAUUGGCGAAAAGGAGUCUCAAUUGAUGUUUGUGACCACUGAAAACUCCACUCUGCAAUUGCCAAAGUUGUAUAGGAAAUGGUUAUUGUUUCCGGAAACCCCUAUCAAGGGUAGAGGGGAACGUGGUGUUUACUCCGGCAUUAUCAGAGGAAUCUAUAUGCAAGGGAUGGUUAUGGAGCUGGAUAAAGAAGUUUGGCUCUUGCUGACCGAUCAUUUCCUUACCUUGCCUCACAGCCUUAGAGUUGGCGCAGUUAUUUCCGUGAAGAAUGCUCACUUUGUAAAUCCAAAAUUUCAUUGGACCAAAAUGCUGAUACUUGGAACAUGCAUCAAAUCUAACAUAUCUGUGGAGUCAUUCUCGCCCUUGGAUACCAGAUGCCUUAUGGUAUCCCAAUCACAGAGCCAGCUGGGAAUUUUCAUCGAGUCCUUGAGAUUUUCUGUCAAGCUAUGGGCACUUGUCACUGUUGCUUGUUUCCAGAAAAAGUUUGGUGGAACUUUAUCCGAGAAGGAGAUAGUGGGAUCCAAAAAUAGGAAAGGACUGGUGCAGAUGUUUAUCAGCAGACAACUAUCGCCUUUAGGGGUUCGAGCUCUGGUAAAUGGCAUGGAGUGUUUUCUGAGUUAUGCACACAUUGUGCAAAUGGGUGUGGUAGCCAGCCAUACAUUGAAAACCUUAAAUUGGUGGUGCCAAUAUCUAUUUUACUUCAUAAUUGUGAGGUCUUAUGGACUGAAUCACAGUUUCAGCUGGAGAACAACCACGAUACUUCCUCGGGCAGUUCUCAUUCGAGCUUAUUUCCAGAUCAAAUGCCAUCAUGUCAGCCAUUGAGGAGGGUCUUUUCAAGUGAAGAGAUAGGCUUUUUCUUGCUUGGAAAUCUGAAGGUUGGUGUGGUGAUCUAAUUUUGGUUACUAUUUCUGUUUUUCUAUCUCUGGAAGAAGGUAAGUCUGAAAAACGAGUGUAUAUAUGAAGUCUAUGGGACCUUGUCGGAGGAAAGUUGUAGCAGAAUGUUCUGUUCCAUGAGUGACUGGCUCUGCGGGGAUACAUGUCGAUGCAUUAAUAAAUGAAAAAGGACUGUUCAAUGCCAAAAUUUCUUCUGCUUCUGGAAGGCUACAGUUAGUAGAUGCCACUGGCAGCAUUGAUGCCAUAGUGCCAGACCUUCCAUCAACUUGGAACAUCAACACUAUCUAUAAGGUUGUAAACUUUAGUAUUAUCGUCGAGGGCAAGCCGAAUUCGCCAUGUCAAUCAGAGCUGCUUCACCAUCGUUCUAUCUCUUGCAGACAUAUAUUUCACUUAACACCUUCAGCUAGAGAAACAAACUUGUCGGUUUAUGCUUAUUUCUGCUUAAGGAAUGCUGGAUGUCAAAAUGGUCCCUUCUAUCAUUCUUUGUGCAGCAGUGAUAGUAGCAAGGAGCUCCAAAGUGGAAAUUUCCAUGUACUAUUAGUCACACAUAAGCAUCCUCUUGUACAAAAGUUUCAAGGUGUCCCAGUUAUAUCAGAUGGGUGUACUGCAUUCGCUGAGGCCAUUGUCUUGUCUUGGGAGCUGUUUCUUUCUGGUAAAGAUGGAAAUAGACAUUCAAGUAAGCUCUCAAACAAUGAAAUGAAUGCUUGCUCACAACAUGGCGGUUAUCCCAAUAAGAAGUAUAAAUCUGAUGCAAUAUCAGGCCACUCAGAUGUUUCACUACCAACAGAUAACCCAAGAUAUUUUGGCAAUGAACAGAAUUGUUAUUCUUCUUCUGUCAGUGAUUCCACCAACUCAACAUGUAGCAAUCUUAUUUCUCCUGAGAUUUUUUGUUCUGCCACUAUAAGAACUGCCAGUAGUGACAACUUGGAUGUCUUAGGGAAGUUCUGCACACAAUGUAAUAUGAAGAAUAGGGUUAACCAUGAGCCAAGAACACAGAAGGUGCUGCUGGAAUUUGAUUCGACAAAUAAUUUCAAGUAUCAGUUGUUGCAGAUUGGUGUAUUUUACAUCAUAAAACAUCAUGCAGAAGACUGUCUGUGUGCUAGUAAGGGGUGUAACAAGUUUAGCAGUGGUAAGGUUCUUGUUAAUUCCAACAUACAUCUAUGGAGCCUUUCUUUCUCUGCUGAUGAGGGUUUCCCAAAUAAUAAACUAUCAAAGUAUCCCUCCCCGAGGGAUGGGACUUCCUGCAAUGGGGACAGCCAGGCGGGAGAUGACAUUGAGCUACUUCUGCGGAAUAAAACGUUCAGUUCUCCUGAAAUUUGUGCAGAUGUUUGUCUUUAUCUUCCUGCCAGUGUAAUAUGUGUAUUGGAGGCAAAGCAUAAAGAAAGCAUCGGACUUCUUUCUGUGCCUUUUGAUAAGGACGAGAAUCUUGGUGAUAUGAGUGGCAUAUUUCAUGUGGGACGAUUAAUAUCUAUAAGUGGAUGUGUGAUAUCCAUCCACGGUUUGGAUUGCGAUUGUCCACAUCUUAAUUCAGGGAAUGAAUUGACAGAUGGUAUUCCUCAAGCAAGAGCUUUUCAGGGGAUUAAAAGUUCUGUUCAUAUGCUGGUUUUGGUGGAUGAUCAAAUGGUGUGCAUUAUUGGAUCAGUAAGCAGACAAUCAUAUCCUGUUGGAUUUGGCCCAGGUGUCACUGCAUCCUUUUAUCGGGUUCUAAAAUCGAGGGGAUCCAAUAGAUUGAUGCUCACACCUGUUUCAUUUAUAGUAGUCAACUCUAUUAGGGUUGCACCUGAAUUAGAUGCUGAUAAAGCUGCCAACAACACUUUGGUAACGAAGGCAUUUACUGUUGAUGAAUCUGCCAGCAACCCUUUGGUAACGAAGAAUUUUUCUACUUCAUCUUUGAAUAAUGUUACCUUUGGAAUGUUGUCAGAGCUCCAUCAGUUCCUAGAUAGCAAGCCCAUGCGAUUCAAUUGCAGGGUAGUUAGCAUCCAUGUUUUGGUUCUAGAGAAGAGAAGGAAACGUGAAAGUCUAAACCCAAAUGUUCACUCAGUGGCACACUUUCUGGACAUUCCUCUAGCAGGAUUUCUUCUGGAUGAUGGAUCCUCAUCAUGCUUUUGCUGGGCUAGUGGUCAAAGAGCAGCAACUCUAUUACGGCUUCAUGAGGAACUCUCCCUUAGAGCUUUGGGUGGCUACUCGUUGAAGUGGAUGGCGAUGGGAAAUGGUCCAUUUAGAUCCAUAAUGCAUCAUCUCGAAAGAAUAGUAAACAAGCAUAACAGAGUAACUAUCAAGAACUGUGGACCACCAGCCGAUUCCUGCUAUCAAGAUCUCACUGUCUCAGUCAGUUCGGGUAGUACUCUCAGUGCCUUUGACGAGUACUUCCUAAAAUUCAUCGCCUUCAAUUCUUGCUUUGGUUCGAUCUUGGCUGUGGCUGGAAGCUUGAUGGAUGCGAAUACUGUUGUGGAGCUAGAGACCGAGCAGCUUAAACAUACCGGAACGACUAUUCCUGCUGGUCAAAACAUGUGGGCAUCAGAGGUUUGUUUCCCUGAUACUCUCACUGAUGCCAGGCGCAUGAUGCAAGAGCUCUUAGAUAGUUAGUUGACAUGUGGUCAUCAUUAGGUAUUUCUUUCAUAUCACCUUGUAAUGUUAGUCAAAUUGGUCUUAGAGAUCAUGUAAGCGUUAUACAAGCUAACAGGUCUAAGAAGGACACGAUGCAUCAAUGAUAUGAGAACAAAAACGCUAUGAGCAUGAUUAGUCGUAUCAUACAGAAGUUUUUGCACCGCCAGGUACAGAUGACAAGCAGUGAACAAAAACAAGACAUGCCAUUUCUUUGUUCUUCUUCACAAACACAUUGCGAAAUGCGAAUAUACAUUCAUUUCUUUUUAUAUGGUACAGCCUAACUUGUGACUCUGUUGGUAAACCUAACAUGCAACAUCAUCAACCGCAUCUCCUCUAAUCUUCCAGUGUCAGAGAGAGAAUCGAGAUGGCGUAGAUUCCUGAUGCUUGUAGUCCCCUGAAACGUCCAUCAACUGUUCUCUGAUGGACGAAACAAGACGGGAAGCUUCCUGGUCGAAAACUACGGAAUACCUUGGCAAACUCUAGAGAAAUAACCAACAUGCUCAUUUAUAUUCAUUGAAAUCAUACGUUGCUUCUGUGUCUUGCUUCUGUGUCUGCAGAGGUUGUCAAACGAAGACUGUCAACUGGAAAUGGCAGAAAAUGAGAAGGUAUUUCCGUAUUUGGAUAAACUCACAUGGUAUAUAACUUGCCCUGCAGCUGCCCCGUUAUUCACUAGUAAGUUGAAUGAAUCUGAGCCAAUGACCUUUCAUUAGAGCAUUCGCAAUAAAAGGUGCCUUUGAACACAUUGCUGCCACCAA